This is a messenger RNA of Prinia subflava (tawny-flanked prinia), 1828 nucleotides long. RefSeq names its product delta-1-pyrroline-5-carboxylate synthase-like. NCBI's taxonomy places the organism in Eukaryota, Metazoa, Chordata, Aves, Passeriformes, Cisticolidae. The transcript is spliced from 8 exons. Bases 1 to 1206 code for a protein of 401 amino acids. Gene Ontology annotation, molecular function: NADP binding; glutamate-5-semialdehyde dehydrogenase (NADP+) activity. Gene Ontology annotation, cellular component: mitochondrion. The record is from RefSeq and is a predicted model, not a curated record.
AUGGUUGUGGACAACUGGAAAACCGAGAACAGGGAAUUUAUGCACAACUUUUUCUUUCUUUUAGGGAGAUUAGCACUCCCUUUUUUAAAACGCCUAAGUCUGUCUACUUCAAAGCUGAACAGCUUGGCUAUUGGUCUGCGUCAGAUUGCAGCAUCCUCGCAGGACAGCGUUGGCCGUGUAAUUCGACGAACUCGAAUAGCUAAAGACUUGGAUUUGGAGCAAGUGACAGUGCCAAUUGGUGUCCUUCUCGUCAUCUUUGAAUCUCGUCCUGACUGUCUUCCCCAGGUGUCUGCUUUGGCCAUAGCCAGUGGAAAUGGCUUACUACUCAAAGGAGGAAAAGAGGCAGCACAUAGCAAUCAAAUCCUUCAUCAUCUGACACAAGAAGCACUCUCUAUUCACGGAGUCAGAGAUGCAGUGCAACUGGUGAAUACGAGAGAGGAAGUAGAAGAUCUCUGCCGUUUGGAUAAGCUGAUAGAUCUCAUCAUUCCACGUGGUUCGUCACAGCUAGUCAGGAAUAUCCAGAAAGCUGCUAAGGGAAUUCCAGUGAUGGGACACAGUGAAGGGAUCUGUCAUGUGUAUGUUGACACGGAUGCCAGUGUUGAGAAGGUCACACGAAUAAUUAGAGACUCAAAGUGUGAAUACCCUGCUGCCUGUAAUGCUCUGGAAACUCUCCUAAUUCAUCGAGACUUGCUGAGAACGCCAUUGUUUGAUCAGAUCAUAGACAUGUUGAGAGUAGAACAGGUGAAGAUUCAUGCUGGCCCAAAGUUUGCAUCUUACUUGACAUUCAGUCCUUCAGAAGUGAAAUCUCUGUGCACAGAAUAUGGGGACCUAGAGUGCUGCAUUGAGGUAGUGGACAGCGUUCGAGAAGCUGUUGAACAUAUCCACAAGUAUGGAAGUUCCCAUACGGAUGUUAUUAUCACAGAGAAUGAGAAAACAGCAGAGUUCUUCCUCCAGCAUGUGGACAGCGCUUGUGUUUUCUGGAAUGCCAGUACCCGAUUCUCUGAUGGCUAUAGGUUUGGACUUGGUGCUGAAGUGGGAAUUAGUACUUCGCGGAUCCAUGCACGUGGACCAGUGGGAAUUGAAGGACUCUUAACUACAAAGUGGUUGCUGAGGGGGGAUAAUCAUGUUGUUUCUGACUUUUCAGAGCAUGGGAGCAUGAAGUAUCUUCAUGAAAACCUCCCUCUCCCUCAGAGAAAUGCCAGCUAAAAACCCAGGGGAGAAAACCCAGGGGUAUAAUUAUUUCCUGAAGAGGUACAGGCUUCAGGAUAAUCUCUGGUGAUGGAGUUUGUUUUUCAGAAUCUUCAAUCUUCAGAAACGUUGUUCUUGGUCAUUUUGCAGUACAGUGAAUACAAAACGUUCCCAUCAAUGAGAAUCCCCUCCCCCUCCUUUUAGUUCCUUAGACAGUAUCUGCAAACUAACCUCACUUCUCCCAAGGAAAGAUUAUUUUCAAAUCAUACAGGUAACAUAAGGAAGGAUUUCAGUAUCAACUACAUUCCUUUUUUUAUCCCAGUGCUCCCUGUAGCAAAUAUGGUGGUGGAGCUUAAUUUUUUUUUUUCCCUAAGUUUUGUUUUAUUCAAGUAUCUAUUCUGGAGAACACACUCUGUAGUUUUGGUUUUGAGGGGGUUUUUUUUUCAGUCUUAGGAUCAUGGCAUCUCUUGAGAGCCAGAAAGCUUUAUGCCUAAUUUCUUUGUAUUUGAUCAGUCUUGAGAUAGGGGGACAGAUGUUCCAAAUGUAUAAUAAGCUUUUGACCAAAAAACCUUUUAUAUCUAAUUCUUUGUAUUGUUGACUAUUGUAGAUAAAUAAUUGUAUGCUACAUUAAUUUUGUUAC